Messenger RNA from Nilaparvata lugens (brown planthopper), 1436 nucleotides. Its product is annotated as aldo-keto reductase family 1 member B1. Gene Ontology annotation, molecular function: aldose reductase (NADPH) activity. The transcript has 7 exons. The record is from RefSeq and is a predicted model, not a curated record. Bases 322 to 1275 code for a protein of 317 amino acids. Gene Ontology annotation, cellular component: cytosol. NCBI's taxonomy places the organism in Eukaryota, Metazoa, Arthropoda, Insecta, Hemiptera, Delphacidae.
GCUUUCAAGGACAAUACAAUGGAAUCGGAUCAAUGAACAGUUUCCCCAAUUGGACGGUGUCGAGAGUCGAGAUAGUAGCCCUAUCACCUGAUAGUAUCAUAGUAUAUCGUAUCGUAGUAGAUAAAUAGCUUUAAAUUGAAUGCCACUUUGGUUUUGUAGGUUUAGUUGUCAAUUUGCUUUAGUAGAAGAACUGUGGUAACUUUUUCACCAAUAAUUUCAUUGUGCCGGUAUCCCAUUUUAUAUUCAGCCAGUUUCACUUUACUUCUUCACUCCAAUUAUUAGAGGAUAUUCGUUUUAUCUAAGUUAUUUCAAGUGGUACAGAUGGGCUCAAAAGUUCCUUUUGUUCAGUUCAACAACGGCAACCGGUUUCCAAUUAUCGGACUGGGCACUUGGAAGUCGAAGCCAGGUGAAGUAGUGGCCGCCGUGAAGUGGGCGUUCGACGCCGGCUAUAGGCACAUCGACUGCGCUCAUGUCUAUCAAAAUGAGAAAGAAGUGGGUGAAGCUAUUGGAGACAAGCUGAAGGAAGGUGUUAUCAAACGGGAGGACAUAUACGUCACCAGUAAGUUGUGGAACACAUAUCAUCGUCCAGACCUUGUCAAGCCAGCUUUGAGGCAAACCCUGAGUGAUCUUGGUGUAGCUUACUUGGAUCUCUACCUCAUUCACUGGCCUCAUGCUUUCAAGGAAGAAGCAGGACUUUUCCCGCAAGACAAGGAUGGCAAGACUGUGUACAGUGACGUUGACUACGUCGACACAUGGAAGGCACUGGAAGAGUGCGUCAACGAAGGUCUCACUCGCUCUAUUGGUCUAUCCAAUUUCAAUAGUCAGCAGAUAGACAGGAUUCUGUCGGUGGCCGAGAUCAAGCCAGUCGUCAAUCAGGUUGAGUGCCAUCCUUACCUGAACCAGAAGAAGCUGAAGGAAUUCUGCGAGUCGAAAGACAUCCUGUUGACAGCCUACAGUCCAUUGGGCUCCCCGGACAGGCCGUGGGCCAAGCCGGGUGACCCCCAGCUCAUGGACGAUCCCAAACUCAAGACACUUGCUGAAAAAUACCAGAAAACCAUCGCUCAGAUUCUCAUCAGAUAUCAAGCUCAGAGAGGUGUUAUUGUUAUCCCUAAAUCAGUGACGAAAUCCAGAAUUGAGAGCAAUUUCGAUGUGUUCGACUUUGAACUGGCUGAUGAGGAUAUGAGUUACAUUGACAGUUUCGAUUGCAAUGGAAGGGUUCUACAUCUUGAUUGGGUGAAGGACCACAAGCACUACCCAUUCAACAUCGAGUUUUAAACAUAUUUCAACUGAGAAACUAUAUUCGUUACCUAAUAUGUAUUUUAUGAGUAUUUGUGCUUUGUAACACGAUAUUAUCUGUAUUUUGGUGCAUGAAUUUCCUCUGAGAAAUAUCCUAUAGAUUAUGUUCUUCUUGAUAAAUAAAAUGUAUUUUCUAAUGA